AUGAGUAGGGCUCUAAGCCAAAUCUCCAAGUCGCCUUUUACUCGUAGGAUAGAAGCAGGAAGACUUCCUCAGCAGUUCACCCAACCAACGUUCACCAUGUAUAAUGGAUGGACGGACCCCGUGGAGCAUGUUAGCCACUUCAACCACAGAAUGGUUGUCCACUUGAAGAAUGAGACCCUGAUGUACAAGGUGUUCCCAUCCAGUUUGGGGCUUGUGGCGAUGAGAUGGUUUGACGGUCUGAGGGAAGGCUCUAUCAACUCCUUCAAAGAGCUUACGAGAGUCUUUGGCUCUCGUUUUGUGACUUGUAGCAAAGUUCCGCAGCCUUUGGACUCCCUACAGUCUAUGGCCAUGGGCAAGGGGGAAACCUUGAAAACGUAUUCUAACAGGUACUGGGAAAUGUUCAAUGAAAUAGACGGGGACUUUGACAACGUGGCGACAAGGACUUUCAAGGUUGGCUUGCCUGCUAAACACGAUUGA
Molecule: messenger RNA, 477 nt
Organism: Quercus robur (English oak)
Lineage: Eukaryota; Viridiplantae; Streptophyta; Magnoliopsida; Fagales; Fagaceae
Exons: 1
Coding region: 1-477 (158 amino acids)
Source: RefSeq, a predicted model, not a curated record